Rubroshorea leprosula is the source of this 1892-nucleotide messenger RNA. The record is from the annotation of a GenBank genome assembly. NCBI's taxonomy places the organism in Eukaryota, Viridiplantae, Streptophyta, Magnoliopsida, Malvales, Dipterocarpaceae.
AGAGAAAACGGUAGAGGGGGUGAGAGGAGAUGAGGGGGUGGAGGCCAGCUGGGGUAGAGGAGAGGGCGUGCUCUGCUCCUCGGGAUCACUGGAUGCCUGUGUAUUCCCACUAUUUGAUAGCGGGACUCAGGUUUCCACUUCCUGAGUUGCUAAUAGGUUUACUAUUAGAUUACAACAUAGGGUUGACACAGUUGGUCCCCAACGCAAUGAGGGGGGGAAGUAGGAGGGAUAAGGGGUGGUAUUAUUUCACCCCUAGGGUAGCUAAGAAGGAAAGUAGGGUUUUAUUCACUGUAGGUCCUUCAUCCAUUAAGGGAUGGAAGGAAAAAUUCUUUUUUGUGGAUGAUACGGAGUGGGGGAAGAGGGAUACCGAGGUGAGGGAGUUAGCCUCCUGGAAGGCCAAAAGGGCCAACCAGAAUAGGUUUAGCUUAAAUGAAGAUGAGGAGGAAGAAGUGAGGAAGUUGGUGAGGAAGGGGGGAGAUGUGUUGAAUAUCAUGGACUUCACCAGCGCAGCAUGCAUAGAAGUUGCUGAGCUCUAUGGGCCAAGCGCUCUGAGUGAAGCUGAAAUGGACCAGUUUUUAAAUACUGCUGGAGGAGCGCCCAUCCCCAAGAAGCCAAGGAAGAAGUCAAAGACUUCGACCAAGCAAGUGGAUGAGGGGAGGGCUGGGAAGGAGAUGGUGCCCUUGGCUUCAGCUGAGACGGAGGAGGAGGUGCUGCCGCUGAAGAGGAAGGGUUGGGAGGAGAGGAGGGCACUGCAGAAGAAGCAGAAGGUGGUGGAGGAGGAUGAGGGGGAUGAGGUUCCUGAGUUCGUACCUCAGCCUUCUCCUAUUGAGCUGGACCCUGAGCUCAAACAGUUGGAGGAGGGGGCUGAGGUACGAGCUCCUGGUAAAGGGAAGGGGCCUAUUCCCCCACUGAGGCCUCAGAGCAGCCUGUUCGAGGCGAAGAACAUAACGGGGGCCAGGUGGUUCAUCAACAACACCUUCCCCGAGGUGGGCCAAAGCAACGCGAGUUUUGAUCUGCAGAGCGCGAGCUGGGUGAAUGGUCUAGCCCAGGAAUUCAAGGAGAGCCUGAAGGAUCGCGCACUCUUGCAGAGGCAGCGAGACCAGCUGCAGAAGGAGAAGGAAGUGUUGGAGAAGAAAAAUAAGGAGCUGCAAGAGUCUCUGAACGAGGUGGUUCCAACUGUUUCACAGUUGGAGCAGGAGAGGUCUUCCCUGAGCACCAAGCUCGCUUUUGAGGAGAGCAAACGAAGGAUCGCUGAAAGCGAGCAUGAGGCUCAGGCUUCCAGCUCGUUUGAUAGCAUCGUCAACCUGUACCGACUCCCCACUACCAUCAUUGCCUUCACAGACUACAGAAAGAAGGUGAAGGCUGAAUAUCCCGAAGUGGAUGUGACGAAGAUCACCUUCGGCGAGCAAGAAGAAGGAGUGGAGGAGGAUGGCGAGAGCAUGUCAGCAGACUUCCGUCCUCAGAUUAAGCUGAGGUGGGAGAAUGAUGCAGACGGUCUUGCUGUUUUUCCUCCACAGUUCGACUUCGAGUUCAUUGCAGUGGAGGAAGAAGGGGUAGAGGUAGAGGAGGGCGAGAUGGAGGCAGGAGUGGAGGGAACUGAAGUGGGUAAGGUGCAACCAGCUCCAGAAGUGGAGAUUCAUCCAGUUCUUUCUGACGAUGAGCAGCCUCCUCUGCCAGACGAGCAGCAGCCAACACAGCCACCUCCUCCAGCUGAGUACGAGCUAAUGCAGUCACCUCUCCAGCAGAGAACUUUUGUUUUUUAAUUUUUGUAGAAUAUUGAAACAAUUUGUAAUUCUUCUUUGAAUGAAAAUUCAUUUUUAAAAUCAUGUGUUUGUUUGUGUUUGCUUUACAUUUUUGUUAUUAUUUUUUAUUAAUAAAAGACCUGAGAUUUA